CGUAUAAAAUCCUCUGUAUUGUACGAAGGGAAGAGAAUAGCCCAUCUGUCACUACAACUAUCCCUUCUACAAACAGCAACCCACCCAUCCACUUCUAAGGGUGGGUGGGUUGAUAAUAAACUGGAGCCAUAAUUUAAUAUAAACAUGAUCUGAUUAUAAUGUCAGUGGUCACGCUUUCUAAGCGCUUUAGUAAGCAACCUUUUUAUUUAUUGCAGGUGCGAUACAGAACUGCAAAUGCAGUGUACACUGUUUAUCUUUAUUGUUAUUUGGUGAAUCACGCUUGGGUUUUUAACGAGGGAGUCAUACAGUUUACGAUGGUCUACUUUGUCUUCGCACCUAAAACAAAAUACCAGUACUACGUGCUGUUCGCGUAUGCUUUUCCUAUCUUGCCACUUGUUGUUUACAUAAUAUGUGCAACUAAAUUGGAUCCAAUAGAGGAAGGGUACUGGCAUGGUGCUGAUUAUUCUUGGGAGAAUAUUGUUUCCGGAAGUGGUUACGUUUUAGUUGGGCUAAAUCUAUUUAUAAUGUCAUAUUUGAUCUACAUUAUUGUGAAGAAAUUGAGAACGGCAAGAAGUCCAAGACACAGAAAGGCUUUAGCAACUGCUCGAUCUUUCACCAUGCUAGUAUUUCUUCUGGGUAUUAUAAACUUGUUUGGAAUUAACUGGAGAGAGCCAGCAGAUUUGCAAGAGAAGGUAAAAAUGAUAUGGGUGUAUUACGCAAGCCGAUUCUUAUUAAACUCACAGGGUUCAUUGGUGUGUCUGUUUUAUGUUUUCCUAAGUCCAGGUGCAUGGAAACAAUUGGCGAAGAAAUUUAGACAGAGGAAGGGACGACAGUUCUCCAGACGUAAAAAUAGUAACGAACCAGGUAAAACGAAUCGAAAUUUGAUUGAAAGUCGAUUACCGCGCAGACUACCAUGUACGACCAACAGUUCAGUGAGUACUCGUGCCUCAAUUGAAAGUGAAGAUUCACAAAAAGAGAUAUGCAAAGAUCUCCAUCAAGAAAAGAGGGAAGCCCCUGUGACACUUAUCGGAAUGGUGGUCAAUAAAACGAAUAUGUAGUAACAAUACUCUUAUAUGCUUUUGAAAUUUGAGAAACGUGUAUGAAAUAAGGAGGGGAAAGUUGGACGUACAUUAAAUGGGACUGGAAAGUUAGUUCGUGCUAAGUACUGAAGUGAGGGAAAUGUAUUUAACUAUUAGUAAAGAUAAAUAUAAUUGUAUUUACAGUUAAUUAUUGGAUAAUUAAAUUAUAAACAAAUGUGCGGUGUU
Messenger RNA from Hydractinia symbiolongicarpus, 1265 nucleotides. RefSeq names its product pituitary adenylate cyclase-activating polypeptide type I receptor-like. Gene Ontology annotation, molecular function: G protein-coupled peptide receptor activity. Lineage: Eukaryota; Metazoa; Cnidaria; Hydrozoa; Anthoathecata; Hydractiniidae. Gene Ontology annotation, cellular component: plasma membrane. The transcript is spliced from 7 exons. The coding region runs from base 159 to 1058 and encodes 299 amino acids. The record is from RefSeq and is a predicted model, not a curated record. Gene Ontology annotation, biological process: cell surface receptor signaling pathway; adenylate cyclase-modulating G protein-coupled receptor signaling pathway.